Messenger RNA from Umbelopsis ramanniana AG, 659 nucleotides. RefSeq lists its product as uncharacterized. Bases 171 to 614 code for a protein of 147 amino acids. The transcript is spliced from 2 exons. The record is from RefSeq and is a predicted model, not a curated record. NCBI's taxonomy places the organism in Eukaryota, Fungi, Mucoromycota, Umbelopsidomycetes, Umbelopsidales, Umbelopsidaceae.
UCUGUAAGUUGAAGUCAUGAACCAAUGGUGAAAGUCAAUGAAGUUGGUCCUUUUUUUUUUUAUUCUGUGUGAUUAUCAAAACGUGUGCCUCUGGGAACAAAUUGAACUUUUGACUUUCUUUUUUUUCUCCCGAAAAAUAUCGACAUCCCCACCGAGCCAUUCUUGAAUGUAUGUCGGAGACAGGAGAACCAUCACAGCCAAAGCUUAAGCACUCAUCAUUGUUGGCCGUACUGGACAAUGCCUUUGUUGUUCCAAAUGAAGGCAGUAUGGCAAGAGAUCAGUGCGCCAAUGAGCGAACUUAUCUCAGUUGGUUGAAGUUGUCAUGCACCAUCAUUGUACUAGGCUUCACCAUCAUCAUAAACUUACGUUUACCAAAUGGAGAGACUCAACCCAGUAUUGAUCCACGUUAUACCCGGCCAAUUGGCAUCACAUUUGUGGCUAUAGGCCUGUUGUCUUUCAUACUCGGUCUGGUCAAGUAUUUCAGAAAUGUCAGACUUUUGAUUCUGCAUCGAACGUUAGUGCAAGCUGGCUGGUUUAGUUUCUUAUUAAUGGCCAUUGUCAGCCUAUUUGCCUGUACCAUUAUGCUUAUUGUCGUCAGCAGCGACGCACUCUAGAUUAUAUCCUUUCAAUACAGUUCUUACUUAUGUCAUUGUUAAAAA